UCCCUCGCCCUCUGCUGCUCCUAGUUGUGGAGUUAGCAAAGCUAACACUCUUUUCCGUGCAAACCCAGUGAUUUCUUCAGGUAUGUUAAAGAAAUUAAAAUUAUGCGUUUAAUUUGUGAGCUUAUUGUUUCCCGAGUGACUAACUGCAUUAGCUGCAGGCGGACAUUCAUAAAAAGCAGCUGCAGGUCAGCGAUGGCUCUCACACAGGUGUCCUCCAACAAGUGUGCCGGCGGCUUGCAGAAGGUGUUUGAACAUGACAGCACUGAGCUGAAGUGUAAGAUGAAGUUUGCCAUUUAUCUUCCCCCCAAGGCUGAAACAGACAAAUGUCCCGUACUCUACUGGCUCUCUGGCCUGACGUGCACCGAGCAGAACUUCAUCACCAAAGCAGGCAGCCAGCUGGCUGCAGCCGAACACGGCAUCAUCAUCGUGGCGCCGGACACCAGCCCACGUGGCUGCAGCAUCGAAGGUGAAGAUGAGAGCUGGGACUUUGGGACAGGAGCUGGUUUCUAUGUCAACGCCACCCAGGAUCCCUGGAAAACCAACUACCGCAUGUACUCGUACGUCACAGAGGAGCUCCCGAAGCUCAUCAACGCGAACUUCUCCACCGACCCGGACCGGAUGUCCAUCAGCGGGCACUCCAUGGGGGGCCACGGGGCGCUCAUCUGCGCCCUGAAGAAUCCGGGAAAAUACAAGGCCGUGUCUGCGUUCGCUCCCAUCUGUAACCCCAUGCAGUGUCCCUGGGGUCAGAAGGCCUUAACGGGUUACCUGGGAGCCGACCGGUCCACGUGGGAGGCGUAUGACGCCACCGUGUUGGCGGCUUCCUACUCCGGCCCUCAGCUCGACAUCCUCAUCGACCAGGGUCGAGACGAUCAGUUUCUGUCUGCCAGCCAGCUGCUGCCCGACAACCUGAUCGCCGUCUGCUCAGAGAAGAAAAUCCCUGUCGUCUUCAGACUGCAGCCGGGCUACGACCACAGCUACUUCUUCAUCUACUCGUUUAUAAACGACCACAUCAAGCAUCACGCCAAGUACCUGAACGCCUGAGCCGCCGCGGCGCCAACAUCAGUACAAAGUGACCUGCUGCUCUGACUGAACGCCCAGCUACAAUAAUGUCCUGGAACAAUCUGAGGAAAUGUUGCCUUCUGGGUUAAAAGCCCCCUCAGACCUGACCAUGUGAUGGACAAGACCAUGUCUUAUUUCAUUAGAGCUGAAAGUGUCUGUGAACAAAUAGGAAUUCUUUGGAAUAAAAACUCAUUACUCUUUUUUUGCUUUUUUUUUUUUUUUUUUUUUUUUUUAAAGAUCUUUCUUUUUGCCUCCUCUAACAGCUUUGAGCUAUUAGUAACAAAAACACCCUACAGCCCAGCGUCGACAUUUCACUUUUUUUACACAUGUGCUACAAUAAACAAAGAAAAAGAAUAAAAGUGUUUUAAAAUGUUAGAAAUUAAAUCUGCCAGUGGAAUUACUACUUUAUUUUUACCAGUACUAAAGAGGCAGCAUUAUCUAAAAAUCUUCUUUUUUUUUUUUUUUUUACCUUUUCAUGUUAUGUUUCUCCCUAACCAAAAGCCCUUCCCCUUUAAGAAAUAACUUAAAACAAGCUCCUGUAUCUGAAAAGUCACAAGUAAGUUUGUCUUGGUAUUUUUUUUUUCCAAGUGUAAGAUAUUUGCACUAAACAUUGGACAAAAAUAUUUGGUAUAAUUUGUUUUUGCAGUGUAAAUUCAAGAAUAUAAAUAUUCUGUUUUAGACCCAAAUUUCUACAAACGCCUAAAGUUUUUAGAAUAUUCAAGAAAUCUUGAGUACAAAACAUUUAUUUUGUAGGUCUGGCUACUUAUGGAAAAACGAUGUUAUAUUCACCAACCCUCAUCACAUUUUCUAAAUAUUAAAUUCCUCUUAAGAGUUCAUCUUUCCUUUCAUCCUCAUAUAGUUACUUCCAUCCCUCCUUUCCUUUAUUCCUUUAUUUCUUUCGUUUUUCUCCUUCCAGAUGUUCUUUACUUUUUUCUUUACUUUUUUCCCUCAACUGUCGUAAAAUCUGACAGAAAUCACAAGUAAACUUUACUAUUGUACAUUUUGAAAUGAAUGUAAAGGACUGUGAUUCUUGGAAAAAAAAUAUUUAUUUAAUGUAACCUCAGGAAAAUGCUCAACCAGUAAACAGGUUUUAAUUUUUUGCACGUUCCAAAAACCUCCAAUUCUGAAGUUAACUUCCUAUUCGCCAAUACGAUAAAGGGCUAUUUCACUUCUUUUCUGCUACGUAAACUGACAAAUCAGUUCCAUUUUAAUAUAAAUGCGGCUUCCUAGUUUUAUUUAGCAUUUGAGCUAUCCAGACUCUAGAAAUAGUCAUUUUUAGACUUUUGAAUGAAACAAAAUAAAACGUCGUUUUGCAAACCAGUAAUUUACCAUCAGAGAGGAACAGGCUGAAGCCCAGGCUUAUUGUUGCUACACAACUCAAUCAGAAACUCAAUAAAAAAUGAAAAGGAAAAACGUCAAGUUGUGGCGUGACAAAUCUGACCUUAACCAUGAAAUUUUAAUAUAAAUUAAAUCCUAAAAAGCAACUUAUUUUUUUAGAAAUUGAGUUUCUUAUUGACCAAAAAAAAAAAAAAAAAUGGAAUAACAUCAGAUAAUCAAACAUUAUUUGAUCAUUUUUUGUUUCUCCCUUUCUUAAUCAUGUCUGAAAAGCAAAUUUCAUCCCUCUUCAAAUUUUUCCAAGUCUUGAUUUAACGGACGAAUCGUUUUCCCAAUUCAUCCGGUAUUUGUGUCGUGUUGGUAAGGUGCAGCCGGCUCAUAGAAGAUGUGUUUUGUUUCGACAUGUGAGGUCUUUACUGAUAAAGUGAUGAGAAAUACAGUACAGUAUAUACAGUAUUCACAGCAGUUAAGGCGACGUUACAGGGUCAUUUCAUGCACUCUGUACAUUUGACAAAAGUUCAAACUGUUACAAGAGGGCACGUUUACAUCGACAGUUCAGCAAACCUGAAGAGAAGUCACAAAAAAAUAAUACAUUUGCUCCCUGUCAGAAAAGUACAAAAAAACUGUGAGCAUUAAUACAAAAAGAAGAGACGUUUUAAGAAAAACAAAACAGACAAACUGCUCCAACGUUCAGCAGGCACACACACAUUGUGUUCACUGGCAUCACUAUUCUAACCUAAACUCAGCCCAGAUUUUUCUCAGUGGCCAAAAACGAAGACGUAUAAACACAAAACUUUAAAGUGCAGAAACUCUCGGGGGAAGCAGUCGGUUUGGUCUUAUUGCUUUUUUUCCCCCCCUUCCUGCCCCCUGAACCGCUGAGACUCGAUGUGCACCGAACCGAACCGAACCGAACCGUGGAAGACCCAAAACGAAGACUUUUAACGAUCAGAUCCCUUAUUAUCACCCUGGACUUCCUGCUCCUGUCUCCCGCAGCGGUGCCACAACAUCGCCGUGAUCCGUUUGGGCAAAGUCAAUCGUUUUCGACAGGAAUGUUAAAUAUCAGAAGUUUGAAACACGAUUGGUAGCUCUCAGAUUUAUGGGAUUAUACUGAUUUGUGUUCAGCCGAGCUGCCCGUAGUGUUGAAAUACGCAAAAAAGAGAUCAUUUUCAUACAACAAAAACCCCCAGCCUUUCUCAGGUGGAACAUACAGUAUGUAAAGUCUAAACUCUGCACAUCGUGAUAAAUAAUAUGUACAGGUUAUUCUACAAUAAUAAUAAUAAUAAAAAAACAUUUAACAUGACAGAGGAUAUUUCUUUUGGCAACUAUUAAAUCCAUCCAGUGGAAGUCUUUUUUGUGUGUGUCUCUAGUUUCUAAAUUAAAAUUCCUUAUUUUACUGCUGAAUCUGGAAGUGGCGAAAGCUUUGGAAACCAAGAUGGAAAAAAACAACAACAACACUGCAGUUCAAGAAUGUUAAAGUUUCUUUCUGGCUCUCCAGACAAGCUGGAAACAAAAAGCAGAGCAUGUUUUAGCGGAUGCUGUAAAGGGGCAGCUCUAGUUUUUAACUGAUGUUAGGUUUCUACUAAUUUAAUCAUUUUAGUGCCACUGUAGUACCGGCUGCCUGCCUGUGGAGGCAGAUUACAUGAACGCUGAACAUGUUACAGCAAAGCCGCUUUGCUAGGCUAGUGAUUCAGAAAUGCUAACCAAGCUAAUCGAUAAUAUAAGAUGUGAAAGCCCGUUUAAAAUGAAAAUGGCAUGGAGACUGGAAAUGAUAUUUUCUGGGCCUUUUUUUAUUUUUUUAUAUUACAACUCUAUCCAAUAACCAGUGCUGGGUGUUAUUGGUGCAAGUGAAAGUUUUGCAAAACUUUGAAACUGUUCGUUUCCGUUCCUUUCUAUUGAUAAGAGUCGGAUCUCAAAAGAACAUUUUUAAAUAAGUGAAUAAGAUAAAAAUAUUACAGCUGAGCAGGAAGCAGAAGAUGGCUGCUUCUGGAAGUGAAGGAAUGUAAACACGAAAUCUUACCAAGUAUUUUUGGUCUAGUUUUUAAUGGAAAUAAAAAAAUAAAUCAAUAGAUUUCAACUUAUUUCAGUUACACUUGAAAUAAGAAACAUACAAUUAACUUUUCAGCCAGAUAUAGGGGCUUGUUUUAACUGAAGAAUUAUUUAAUAUUCAUAAUAACUGGUUCCACUGGAGGACAUUUUCACUUAUAAUAAGACAUUUUCCCAGUGCUAUAAAUGAAGUAAUCUGCCAGAGAAUUUUAAUCUUUUAAUAUUAAGAAAUUGACUCAUAUCUUGCUGAAAGGUAAGUUAUUGUAAGUGAACUAAGAUAUUUGUACUUGAAACUAACUUAAACGGACCUGUCUGUUUUUUGCAGACAGGUCCGCAUAUUUUCAUCUGCGGUGAGAUAGUUACAAGUACGUCUUCGGUCCGGCACAAAACUGUCCUAAAAUGAUGCCUGCGCUGAGCGAAUAAAAAAAACAAAGCUCAAGAAAUAAAAUGAAACCUGCAUUACGUGUGUUGUAUGCAAGAAGAAUGAUGCUGAACGUUGAGAGGUUCUGCGUUCAUGUUUUAGUUACGAGCGGCGUUUCGUCUCCGUCCUUCAAAACGAUGUGGUUCAAAGUUCAGGAGGUAAAACAUUUUGUUCUCUUACUACAGAGUUCAAUGAGGGCAACAGAUUUUUUUUCUGCCCCUUUAACGCAUCCAUUUUCGCCAGGUCUGCAGAGCAACAUGAUGCCAAAGGCCACACACACACUUACACACACACACACACACACACACUAUAAAAUACUGUUGACGAAGCACGCUGGGUAAUGAGGCAUCAACAGUGCAGUAAACCAAGCCCACCCUGAGUCACACAGUCUGUAAUCUCACACAGCAACAACUCCAGCCUGAAACACACACACACACACACACACACACACACACACACACACACACACA
Gambusia affinis (western mosquitofish) is the source of this 5328-nucleotide messenger RNA. RefSeq names its product esterase D/formylglutathione hydrolase (gene esd). The record is from RefSeq and is a predicted model, not a curated record. Lineage: Eukaryota; Metazoa; Chordata; Actinopteri; Cyprinodontiformes; Poeciliidae. The transcript is spliced from 9 exons. Gene Ontology annotation, cellular component: cytosol. Gene Ontology annotation, biological process: formaldehyde catabolic process. The coding region runs from base 103 to 1041 and encodes 312 amino acids. Gene Ontology annotation, molecular function: S-formylglutathione hydrolase activity.